Messenger RNA from Capronia epimyces CBS 606.96, 1200 nucleotides. RefSeq lists its product as uncharacterized. The coding region runs from base 1 to 1200 and encodes 399 amino acids. The record is from RefSeq and is a predicted model, not a curated record. NCBI's taxonomy places the organism in Eukaryota, Fungi, Ascomycota, Eurotiomycetes, Chaetothyriales, Herpotrichiellaceae. The transcript is spliced from 2 exons.
AUGACCAACUGGACUCUCGGCGAGAGAUUUCAUCAACGCUAUCCUCACCUGAGCGGGGUGAAGGCUCUGUGGGAGACGAAGUGGAAGCUUCCCUGCAGCUUGGGUGUCUACCCCUUCCAUGACGGCAAACUCGAAGACUUUGCGCCCAUUUUUGAGAAACUGAUUGAGGAUGAUGUUAAUGAUGCUUACUCGGACUCGUACACCGAGUACUUUCUGCCCACGGCCGAGAGACUCACCGAUGCCGCCAUGUCGGCUCAGGCGUCGGACCGUGCCAAAGCCGCGGAGCUCUUCAAGCGGGCGGCGUGCGUCUACCGCAUCUCCAGGUUCCCCUCGGUCGACGCCGGGACAGGGUUGAAGAGGAAGAUGUUCGAGAACCAGAAGCAGGUCUACUUGCGGGGAGCAAGUCUUUGGGCAGACCCGAUCAAAGAGAUAGUGAUCCCUCACCUUGCCGCCCAAGGUGAAGACGGGACAGAUAUACCGUUGUACGUCAGACUACCUUCAGGAGCAAGCAGCACCAACAAAUGUCCUGUCGUGUUGCUGAUCACGGGGCUUGACGGCCAUCGACCAGACAACACCGGACGAACUGACGAGUUCCUCGCUCGUGGGUGGGGCUGCGUGAUCACCGAGAUCCCCGGGACUGCAGAUUGUCCUGCUGCGCGGCGCGAUCCCCAGUCUCCAGAUCGGUUGUUUAGUUCCAUCCUGGACUGGAUGGAUCAGCAGCAUUACCUCAACAUGCAGAAAUGCAUCGCGUGGGGACUAUCGGCUGGCGGGUACUACGCCAUCCGGGUCGCGCAUACGCACCACUCACGACUGGCGGGAAGCAUCGGACAGGGAGCUGGUAGCCACUUGUUUCUGUCGCGAGAAUGGCUCGAGCACGUGGACGACCAUGAAUACCCGUUUGUUCUCAGCGAGGCCUAUGUGGCGAAAUACGGCUACCAGGACUGGGAGGAGCUUCUCGAGAAGGCGCAGAAAGACUUCAGUCUGGUCGAGAGUGGGUUACUGAACAGGCCUUGCUGCCGAUUGCUUCUUGUCAACGGCACCUGGGACGGCCUCAUGCCGAUUGAAGACAGCGUGUUGUUGAUGAACUAUGGACGACCCAAAGAAGGCCGCUUCUACGACCGGCUGUUCCAUAUGGGAUAUCCUCCUGCGAAUGAGAGCAUCUAUCCUUGGAUGGAGUCGGUGAUGGCUACGGCGGGAUGA